AUGGCUUACAAGAGAAAGUUCAGUCAAAGUUUCCACACAGAUACCGACAUGGUGGAGAAUUUACUGAAAUACCGGAAGGUCUCUAGACCAGCCUCUAUUAAGAAAACGCCCGUUCCGUCUGUCAGCCAAGAUGACCUGCGCAGUGUGCUAGAUAACUUUGUCAGAACCUACGAAGGACUCGACCUUCAGGAUGUCAGCCGAAAACCAAACUUUACCUACACGGAACUCAUCUUCCUGGCGAUAAUGAGAUCUCCCAACUUCUGUCUGCCCAUCACUGAAAUCUACCGCUACAUCGAGACUCGCUUCUGCUAUUUUAAAGAGACCGGUAAACAACAUUGGAAAAAUGCCAUCCGCCAUAGUUUGUCCAAAACCAAGUGCUUCACCAAGAUCGGAUUACAGGACCAAAAACCACGCAACGGUGUCCUUAACAGAUCUGCUUUUCUGUGGGGCAUUACCCCAAAGAGCUUGCUAACCUUUGCCCGAGGAGAUUACCGACCGACUAACAAGUUCUCCGGAUCCAAAGCAUUACGGUCAGGAUUCCAACAAGUCAACGCCAAUGGAUUAUGGGAAGGCUGUGUGUUAUCCUUGACUCACAGAAUGGAGGCUUUCCAGAACAUUCUUGACACCAGUCCGUCUCCGGCUAAACUGUUCCAGCUUCAGAUGUGCAAUCUAGAGGACACCUCAGUUCAUUUCAACACUGAUCCUGGGCUGAAGGACUACGGGCACAGUAGCUCAGCCAGAGUUAGUCCUCUAACUCGAUGUGCGAUGACUGCAGAUUCAUCAAGCCCGUAUAGUGACACCACAAGUGACACCUCGGUGUGUGCGUCUGACAGCAGCGGUUACGACACUUUAGGAGAAUUAUUAAGUCCCGAUUUUCAUAUGCAUAGUCAAUUGUCGUGUAGAGUUACGCCCCCUAUUCACCAGACCAGGUUCUCCUAUUUAGAAACCAAUGAGAAUUCAAGCGACCUACCGGAAUUGUCUCCGGAGUGUAUGUACAAUAUUCCUGAUCUUCCGGAAAUUCCACCACUGAGACUCACGUUUGAUGACGUCAUCGCAAGGAGUGACAUCACCACAUGCACGAACCAUGCCUUUUCUGAUAACCUCGCCAUCGGCGAGCCGUCAUUUUAUCCACAUCAACGUGCCCAGAUAGACAUGGCAUACAUCAACCAUCCAGGGACAUCGGACAUUUCUGAAGACAGUGUGAAUUCAUAUUUGUCUUUAUAA
Messenger RNA from Liolophura sinensis, 1224 nucleotides. Its product is annotated as forkhead box protein N2-like. The record is from RefSeq and is a predicted model, not a curated record. Gene Ontology annotation, biological process: regulation of transcription by RNA polymerase II; anatomical structure morphogenesis; cell differentiation. The transcript is spliced from 2 exons. Gene Ontology annotation, molecular function: RNA polymerase II cis-regulatory region sequence-specific DNA binding; DNA-binding transcription factor activity, RNA polymerase II-specific. Bases 1 to 1224 code for a protein of 407 amino acids. Lineage: Eukaryota; Metazoa; Mollusca; Polyplacophora; Chitonida; Chitonidae.